UUCCGGUGUGUAGGAACUGCAUCAACACUGUCAACAGAGGAAAUACAUUGUCAUGGAGUUUAUUGUUGAUUUUCUAAGAGUUAAAGUUUUUAUUUUAGCGUUAUUGAAAUGAGACACUGUAACUGGACGUAUGCACAGAUGGUACAGUGUAUCUCGGAACUUUCUCUUCCUCGGAUAAGGCAUGCAUAACGGCUGGCACACAUGUCCCAUGGAGAGGAGAAAAUAACCCCGAAGAGGAGAAGGAAAAAGAAGACGUCUCUGUUGCCCGGCUCCUAAAGUGAUCAAGCACUCUGAGAGAGAGAGAGAGCUAGAGAGAGAGAGAGAGAGAGAGAGCGAGAGAGAGCGAGAAGAGAGAGAGCGAGAGAGAGAGAGAGAGAGCGAGAGAGAGAGAGAGCGCGAGAGAGAGAGAGCGACAGACAGACAGACAGACAGACAGACAGACAGACAGACAGGUAAGAUCGAAGGGGGAAACAGAAACAAAGCAGUGAAACAAACAAUGGCUUUCUUGGACAACCCAGCCAUUAUCUUGGCCCACAUCCGGCAGUCCCAUGUGACCAGCGAUGACACGGGCAUGUGUGAGAUGGUGCUAAUCGACCACGACGUGGACCUGGAGAAGUGGCAGCUGGCCUCGGUGCCCGGCAGCAGUGGGGGUUCACUGGGUUCGGGCUCCCUAGGCGAAGGGGAGAACCCGGGCUGCGACCUCUCCCAGUCAUUGGACAUCACCUCCAGCUGGGACUUUGGCAUCCGUCGGCGCUCCAACACAGCUCAAAGACUUGAACGGUUAAGGAAGGAGCGACAGAACCAGAUCAAAUGCAAAAACAUUCAAUGGAAGGAGAGGUCGUCCUCGCAAUCAGCGGAGGACCUGGGUUCCCUAUUUGAGAAGAGGGACUUUAAAGGUAGACCCAGGAGCACUGGUACCAAGUCGACCCUCUCUCUCCGGCUCGAGCAAUGCCCCCAGCAGCUCAACAACCCUUUCAACGAAUACUCCAAAUUCGACGGCAAGGGCCACGUAGGUACAACCGCAACCAAAAAAAUUGACGUCUACCUCUCGAUGCAGUCUGCACAGGAGAAACUGCAUCCCAUGAUGGUGGUGACCAUCGCCAACGCUCGGGUCCACGACCUCAUUGGCCUCAUCUGCUGGCAGUACACCAGCGAGGGCCGCGAACCCAAACUCAAUGAGAACGUGAAUGCAUACUGCCUCCACAUAGCAGAGGAUGACGGGGAGGUGGACACAGACUUCCCCCCUUUGGACUCCAAUGAGCCCAUCCACAAGUUUGGUUUCAGCACUCUGGCCCUGGUCGAGAAGUACUCGUCCCCCGGCCUGGCCGCCAAGCAGUCCCUCUUUGUACGAAUAAAUGCUGUCCAUGGUUUUUCUCUCAUCCCAGUGGACAGCCUGAAGGUGACCAUGAAGGAGAUCCUGCAGAAGGCACUGAAGAAGAGGAAAGGCUCUCAGAAAGGCUCUGGUCCCAUGUACCGUCUGGAGAGGCAGACGGAGCCCAACGUGCCCGUGGAUCUGGACUGCAGCCUCGAGAGCCAGAGCACCCUAGAGUUCUGCCUGGUCAGGGAAAACAGCUCCAGAGGAGAGGACAGUUCAGAGGAGGAUCCUCCCAUGGACAUCACCACGGUGCAGGACAUGCUGAGUAGCCACCGCUACAAGUCCUUCAAGAUCAGCAUGAUCCACAAGCUCCGCUUCACCACUGACGUACAGCUCGGCAUCUCGGGGGAGAAGGUGGAGAUCGACCCCGUCACCAACCAGAAGACCAGCACCAAGUUCUGGAUCCGACAGAAACCCAUCUCCAUCGACUCAGACCACCUCUGUGCCUGUGACCUUGUGGAGGAGAGGAGCCCCAGUCAUGCAAUAUUCAAGCUCACAUACCUCAGUAACCACGACUACAAGCCCUUGUACUUUGAGUGUGAUGCUGCUACUGUCAAUGAGAUCGUGCUUAAGGUGAACUACAUCCUGGAGUCUCGGGCCAGCACGUCGCGGGCGGACUACUUUGCCCAGAAGCAGCGUAAACUGAGCCGGCGCACCAGUUUCAGCUUCCAGAAGGAGAAGAAGUAGAGGAGAGACCCUGGAGCCACUGUCUGGAGCCACUGUCUAGACCCUGGGGCCACUGUCUAGACCCUGGAGCCACUGUCUAGACCCUGGAGCCACUGUCUAGACCCUGGAGCCACUGUCUAGACCCUGGAGCCACUGUCUAGAGCCACUGUCUGGACCCUGGAGCCACUGUCUGGAGCCACUGUCUAGACCCUGGAGCCGCUGUCUAGACCCUGGAGCCGCUGUCUAGACCCUGGAGCCGCUGUCUAGACCCUGGAGCCACUGUCUAGACCCUGGAGCCGCUGUCUAGACCCUGGAGCCGCUGUCUAGACCCUGGAAUCGCUGUCUAGACCCUGGAGCCACUGUCUAGACCCUGGAGCCACUGUCUAGACCCUGGAACCACUGUCUAGACCCUGGGGCCACUGUCUGGACCCUGGAGCCACUGCCUAGACCCUGGGACCACUGUCUAGACCCUGGAAUCACUGUCUAGACCCUGGGGCCACUGUCUGGACCCUGGAGCCACUGUCUGGACCCUGGAGCCACUGUCUGGACCCUGGAGCCACUGUCUGGACCCUGGAGCCAAUGUCUGGACACUGGAGCCACUGUCUAGACCCUGGAGCCACUGUCUAGACCCUGGGGCCACUGUCUAGACCCUGGGGCCACUGUCUAGACCCUGGAAUCACUGUCUGGACCCUGGGACCACUGUCUAGACCCUGGAGCCACUGUCUAGACCCUGGAGCCACUGACUUCACUCUCACAGCAGAGGGCCAAGGGAGAGAGUGAAGAGUGUCACAGUCAGAGAUAUAAUAAGAGUGAGAGAUGAUGAGAAAUAAAAAGAGAGGGAGAUCAAGGCCGCAGGAAGAUGUUUUUUCGUUCUCUGCUCAUACAGUAAAGGCCUAGUUCACUAAUUUUGAAAAAUAUAUAUUUUAUGUAGAUUCAUCAGGGGGUGCUGUAGCACCCUCGACACCCUUACUUCUCGCAGCUAUGAGGGAGAUGCGUCUUGAUCCUAGAUAAUUAAAGAGCUGCCUCCUAAACUCCAAUGUCUUCACAAAAGGGUCUCCACUCGCUAGCCAUAUCAGAUCUAAUGUUCCCUGCCUGCCCUUUGUCCUUUUAGGAAUGCUUAAACAUAGAAAACAAGAACAAGGCUUGUAGUCCUAUUCUGAAGGAGAUGACGGAAUGCAACUCCCCCCUGUUAUUGUCAAUCCCAUGAACUCAGGAUGGAUCAGAGGACCACGGUGUUGCUUUAACACCAGUGUCAAUCAACGAAACCUUGUUCCAUCCACCGCCUACAAAUCAAUUCUACAUUUGAGAGUUGAAUGCAUAUACCGAUGGCUCGAGUGAAAAGCGAAGCCAUCAGGACAAUGAAAAUACUAAAUCCCUCGCUUCUGCUCUUCUCUACGUAUGGAGAUGUAAACUUAAUCAGUCUUAUGUUGUACAUUGGUAUGUAAAGGGAACAUCCUUACAUUUUUAUUUGUAUAUAGAUAAUGAUUACAUUCAGGGGUUAAUUAAAUGAUAUGAUGAAACCUGCUUUGGCCAUAGUACAUUCAGUGCCUGAAACCUUUAAAAUAGUGGCUCACUACCAAUCAAUGCCAGUUCUGCUGAGGUGCUGUGAGGGUUUUUAAAAACACAAGCAAGACGAGUACAUAAAGGAAGGCAUUUUCCAUACUUUCGAGUCUGAAAGAAAACUCUCAAAACGACUUAUUGUGAAUAAAGGUAGCAAGGGGAUAGGAAGGGGUACGACCUGACAGAUUUUUAUGAUUUCAAACAAAACAAACAAAAAAAAUGUACUUAUUACCUGUACUUUUUACUGUGAUCUAUACAAUAAUUUUUUUCUUCAUUGUAUCUAUGGACUGUAAAAUAAUGAAUGAAGCACUGUCUGUUGAACAGAUCAUGUAUGUUCAGACUGUCCCGAUGGGAGGCACAUAAGGAAUGUAUUACAUUUACAGCAUUUUGUUGAUGUUGUUAAUACAAUGACAUUAUAUAAAUUCUGCUCAUA
Messenger RNA from Oncorhynchus nerka (sockeye salmon), 4034 nucleotides. RefSeq names its product MAPK associated protein 1 (gene mapkap1). Gene Ontology annotation, biological process: TORC2 signaling. NCBI's taxonomy places the organism in Eukaryota, Metazoa, Chordata, Actinopteri, Salmoniformes, Salmonidae. Gene Ontology annotation, cellular component: cytoplasm; TORC2 complex; plasma membrane. Gene Ontology annotation, molecular function: phosphatidylinositol-4,5-bisphosphate binding. The transcript is spliced from 12 exons. Bases 497 to 2062 code for a protein of 521 amino acids. The record is from RefSeq and is a predicted model, not a curated record.